Messenger RNA from Mollisia scopiformis, 1272 nucleotides. RefSeq lists its product as uncharacterized. The coding region runs from base 1 to 1191 and encodes 396 amino acids. NCBI's taxonomy places the organism in Eukaryota, Fungi, Ascomycota, Leotiomycetes, Helotiales, Mollisiaceae. The transcript has 3 exons. The record is from RefSeq and is a predicted model, not a curated record.
AUGGAAAUCGAGAGAAGAUAUCACCAAAACCACGAUUCACGGCCUUCACCUCGCUUUCUCAAGUUCCCGAUAUCAAUCGAAGCGAUCACGAAGGCUUUGAACGACGCUAAACUUACCAACAAGGAUGGCUCCAAAGUCAUACCUGCGCAAGUGGACAGUGGAUUCGACAGUGUCCGAUCAGGGCUUCUCCUCUUGGCGGCCAAACACCAAAUUGGUGCUAAUCUUGUGAAAUCCUCCCUGGCAUGGGAUCCGCAGCAGGAAGGCGAUCUUGGAGACCCAGAGUACUGGUCUAUUGGAGAAGAUACUUCUAUCGAUACAUCGAAGUGUGACCCGGACUACUUCUGGUAUCGCAUGGAGAUCACCUCUCCAGCUUUAAAAUUCAGCAAAGGCCAAUCGAUGACCGACGUUCGACGUGUCUGUGAUAUUCUUUCACAGGAUUACCUCACCGUGGUCAACACAAGCUGCAAUCUUCACGUUCAUUUCUCGUAUGGCAGGAUUCUCAGUCGCAUGGAUGAAGGCGAUCAAAAUCCAGCCUUCGACUCGAUGGACACACACUGGUUGGCAUCAGCAGGGAUCAAAAUUAUUCGAAGUGCUCUCGAUCUGCCUGCCUUGACAAAACUUAUCUCUCAGACUGAUAUAUUUGAGGGUUUUAGCUCACGAGACAUGUCAGUCAGCAUCCAUCAUAUUACUCAUGUUCUGUAUCCUGGAUGGAAUAGUUCAACGGCAGGAGAUAUAUACAAUGAUCGCUUGAAGAGAAAAAGGCACACUGUGGAGUUUCGUUUAUAUGAAGGAACAUUGGACAAAGACAAGGUGGAGCACUGGAUCAAGACUCUCGGUGGCAUCAUCAAUUGGCUUGAAAACUAUACUGUCGAAGAACUUGAACGCAAAUUGAUGCAAAUGCUGCCCAGAAUGAAAGAAACGACGGAUCUAGCUCCGCAAGAGAGGGGUUCUGAGGAGGGGCAGGAGGAGAAUGGCGAGGACAGAAACAGGAAGGCAAUGGGUGGAGAGGGGUUGGCGGGCAAAGGAAAAGAGAAGCAGAGCGAUGAGGGCGAGCUGGGGGGAGGGACUGACGAGGAGAAUGGUUGUCGGACGGUCAUUGACAUUCUUGAACAACUCGGUCUUCAAUGCCAGGCAGACUUUUACAGAGAUAAGUUGUAUCUUCAUGCAGAUGCUCUGCAGUGGGUGGGAUGAGCUGACAGCAACCUUUCCUGAAGUCUUCAAAGGCUUGAUAAUGGAAGGAAGAUAAUGGACAUCUUUCGAUAGUAAUCACGA